AUGUCACGACCACGAAAUAUACCAGAUUAUCCUGAUGAGAUUAUUUCACUACCCAUGUUUCAUCCGGACAUGUCUCACAGGCAUCAGGCAGAGGCUUAUGUCCUACAACACAACAAAGGGGAAGGAAGCUAUCUUGUGCGGCCAAAUACAGACAACGACCCUUCGUAUGUCAGCAUCACAAUCAGCAUUGUAGGCAACAGAACAUGCAACGCUAAAGUUUUUAUUGAAAACACAAAUUAUGGCACACGAUACUUCAUCUCUGACAAGCUGAAGUUUCCAACUUUUAAUGCACUGUUGAGCUACUACUGUGAACAUCGGAUUCACUGUCGCCAGGGAAUCAACGUUCGCCUGAUGCUGCCACUGAGAAAGAUUAACCAAUCUGGACAAAAGAUCCCUAUGAAUGGUGUCGUAGAGGCGCAGCAGGCAUCCUCAUCAAGUUCAGGCUCAGAUGAAACAAUGAAAGGUCUGAAACAACCCAGCAAAGAAGACAUACACAGUAAGAAGCGGGAGAAAUAUAAAAUACGAGCAAACUCAGAGUCAAAUAUGCAAGUAGGUCAGCCUGCGUCUGCCAUUACUAAGAAGCAAGGUUUGUUUACUAGCCUGUCACAUGGAGACAACAAAGCAUCACUGUCACUUUCACUCCCUCAGAUGGAUAAUGUUCCUUUGCCAAGUCACACUAAUUCCGGACUAAAAUAUUAUAAUUUGACCUCAGCAAAGCCGGAUCCGAAAUCAUUCAUGAAGUGUCGACCCCCAGCACCUCUACCCAGACCGGAGUCCCAAUCUUCCGAGGAUACGUUUUACUACACCAGCAUUGAUGCCAACAAAGACUUCUUCCAUGAAACAUACCAGUUCUUGAAAGCCAAUGAGAUGUGUGAGUGCGGACUUCGCAUUUGUGAUUCGGAACUGGCUUUAGGUUGGACCAUUCAUCGAAGCCAAGACCCGGCUACCCUCAACCACAUCUUCUUUCAGCACGGAGAGAGCACCACCUGGGAUAUGCCGAUUGAACUUGUGGACAAGUUAACCAAUGAGCAGGCAAUGUUUAUUAUCUAUUUAUGUCGGGAGGGGAAGCAGCGGGUGCCUGUGUGUUUAAGGGAAAUGUUGGACAGAAUGUUGGGGAGGACAACGGUGGAUAGGAGGUAG
Candidula unifasciata is the source of this 1140-nucleotide messenger RNA. NCBI's taxonomy places the organism in Eukaryota, Metazoa, Mollusca, Gastropoda, Stylommatophora, Geomitridae. The record is from the annotation of a GenBank genome assembly.